AUGUUCAGGUUGUUCGCCCUAACAGCCAUUUUGGCAGUGGUUGCCACCGAUCCUCUGAGGUCGGAGCCCCGCGCCAACUCUGAUAGCCGCAUCAUCGGUGGCGAGGAAACGACGAUUGAGGAAGCUCCUCACCAAGUCAGCUUGCAGCUCUACGAGGACCAUUGGUGCGGUGGUAGCAUUAUCUCCGAUACCUGGAUUUUGACUGCUGGUCACUGUGUUGAUCAUUCUCCAGAGGUAUUCUCUGUCCGUGCUGGCAGUUCCGGUCACACACAAGGUGGUUCAAUCCACCAGGUCGUGGAGAUCAUCCGCCACAGCGGCUAUGCUUCUGACAAGUACCAUCGCCCAAUAAAGGACAUUGCUCUUGUCCGCGUCGCUGAGCCAUUCGUCUUCGACGAGACUCGUCGCGCUAUUGAGCUGCCUGGAAUGGAUGAUGUGUCGCCCGCAGGAGUAAUGGCCACCAUCACUGGGUGGGGAUCCACUACCAAAGGAGAGCCCGUAGUCCUUGAGACUGUCCAGGUGCCAAUCAUCUCCAAGGAGGACUGCUACCAACAAUACGCUAAGCUAGAAGGCAUUUACGACGGAGAAAUCUGCGCUGCUUACCCAGAGGGCGGUAAAGAUGCCUGCCAUGGUGACUCCGGAGGCCCAUUGACCAUCAAUGGACGUCUUGCUGGUAUCAUCUCCUGGGGGUACGACUGCGCAGAACCUGGAUAUCCCGGUGUCUACGCAGAGGUCGCUGCAUACCGUGCCUGGAUCAGGGCAAAUGCCGAUUAUGAAGCUCGUUAUCUUGAUUGCGGCGAUGCCCUGCCAUCGACAUUCUUUGAAAAGGCAGUGGGCUCGGGCAAUCGGAUCAUCGGUGGUAGGAAUGCAACAAUCGAGGAAGUUCCGUACCAGAUCAGUCUUCAGUACACCAACACUCACAACUGCGGUGGCAGCAUCAUCUCGAAGGACUGGGUAGUGACAGCUGGCCACUGCGUCGGUGGCUCGGCAGCUUACUACUCUGUCCAUGCUGGUUCUUCAUUCCACAAUAGAAAUGGAACGAGACAUAACGCAACCCGAAUUGUGAGACACCAGGCUUACAAUAUAACUGAUGCUGGGAUUCCAGUUUACGACAUUGCGCUGGUCCGAGUGUCUCCGCCAUUCGUCUUCAACAGCAACCACCAGUCAGUGAAGCUGUUUGGCCUUGGGGAGCCAGCUCCUGCCAAUGCCACGAGCACCAUCACCGGUUGGGGUCGGACUGAGAACGGAACGGCUAAGAUUCUUCAGCUUGUGACUAUUCCCAUCGUUUCCAAAACUGCUUGCGACGAGAGUUAUCAGGGAUAUGGUGGUAUUCCUGAUGGACAAAUCUGCGCUGCCUACCCUCAAGGAGGCAAAGACUCCUGCCAAGGUGACUCCGGAGGUCCAUUGACUAUUGGCGGACGUCUUGCUGGAAUUGUUUCGUGGGGAUAUGGCUGUGCUGUCGCAGGAAAUCCUGGAGUUUACACCGAAAUCGCUGCCUAUCGCUUUUGGAUCAAGGCAUUAAUUGGAGCCGAUCCUCUGAGGUUGGAGCCUCGAGACAACUCGGAUGGCCGCAUCAUCGGUGGCGAGGACACGACGAUUGAGGGAGCUCCUCACCAAGUCAGCUUGCAGAUCUCCGAGCGUCAUUACUGUGGCGGCAGUAUCAUCUCCGAUUCCUGGAUUUUGACCGCAGGACACUGCGCUAGUUAUUCUCCAGGAAGAUACUCUAUUCGUGCUGGCAGCUCCCAUCACAGAAAAGGUGGUUCAGUCCACCAGGUCGUGGAGAUCAUCCGCCACAGUGGAUACGGUGUUGACAAGUACAAUCACCCAGUAAAUGACAUAGCUCUUAUGCGCGUCACUGACCCAUUCAUCUUCAACAAGACUCGUCGGGCAAUUAAGCUACAUGGAAUGGGACAAGUAUCACCCGCUGGGGCAAUGGCCACCAUCACUGGAUGGGGACAAACUUCCUUCGGAAUGCCCAAUGUCCUUCAGACUGUUCAGGUGCCAGUCAUCUCCAAGGAAAAUUGCUACCAACAGUACGGCGACAGCGGAGGCAUUCCUGACGGAGAAAUCUGUGCUGCUUACCCAGAGGGAGGUAAAGACUCUUGCCAAGGUGAUUCCGGAGGCCCCAUGACUGUCAAUGGACAACUUGCUGGUGUCGUUUCCUGGGGAUAUGGCUGUGCGCAACCUGGAAAUCCUGGUGUCUAUACGGAAGUGGCUUCAUACCGUGCCUGGAUCAGGCACAAUUCUAAUUCCAUCGCAAUGUUGAAACUCAUCGUAUUGGCGAGUGCACUCGCUGUCACAACUGCACAUCCCUUCGCCCGCUCCAAUGCCGAUAGUCGCAUCGUUGGUGGUGAAGCUACGCCAAUCGACAAAGUUCCGUACCAAGUUAGCAUUCAAAUCGCAGACGAGCACCUGUGCGGAGGUAGCAUUAUCUCUGAAGAGUGGGUUAUCACUGCUGGCCACUGCAUGGACAAUCCCGCGAAAAACUACACCAUUCGCGUUGGUACCAAUGACUGCACUGAAGGUGGUUCAGUCCGUGCAGUAGCUGAGUACAAGGUCCACGAACAGUAUAUAUUGGAGUUCGGGGUCCUCCCCAGAAAUGAUAUCGCUCUAGUCCGCGUCAAGACGCCCUUCGUCUUCAACAAGAAUGUGCAAGCCAUUGAUCUUUAUAAGCAAGGAGAAGAGGCAAUCGUCGGUUCCAUGGGUGUCAUCACCGGAUGGGGUGAGAUGGGUGAUAAGAUCCCUGAAAAAGACGAGAUAAACAUUCUUCAACUCGCGCAAGUGCCAAUCACUCCAAAGUCCACAUGCUACGUUAAUUUUAGUCGCGUUCCUAGGGGCCAGAUCUGCGCUGGCUACCCAGAAGGCGGAAAAGACGCUUGCGGGGGUGACUCUGGUGGUCCACUUGCCAUCGAUGGACGUCUCGCUGGAAUUGUCUCCUGGGGAACGGGAUGCGCUGAACCGGAAUAUCCCGGAGUCUACACCGAAAUUGCUUUCUAUCGACGGUGGAUCAAACGGAACUCCGACAGGGGCAUUCCUGGAAUGUCCAAUGGACCCUCUGAAGUCUGCAUUUACAUAGCAAUAAUCGUUGUUUCUACCGAAUCAGAUCCACCCAGUGAAAUGAUGUUCAAGUUCUUGGUGUUGGCUUUUCUAGUUGUCACCGGCUUCGCAAACGCAAGCCCGUGGUACAGUCGUAUCAAUCCAUUCACUCCGAAUGGACGCAUCGUUGGGGGUGAGCCAACGACAAUCCAGGAGGUGCCGCAUCAAGUAUCCCUCCAGGUUAACGGGUUUGGUUUCUGCGGUGGUAUUAUCAUUGGUAAGGAGUGGGUAUUAACUGCUGGUCAUUGCGCUAUUUAUUCGACUGGGCAAGUGACUAUUCGGGCGGGGACAGCGAGAAAGGCCAGCGGGGGAUCUCUUCACAGGGUUUCAAAGAUAAUCCAGCAUGAAAAAUACUCAACCAACAUGUACGGCAUUCCCAUAAACGACGUAGCCGUCAUAAAACUCCGAACCCCAUUCCAACUCGACGAGACGCGUCGCGCAGUUGACCUCUUCAACUUCCAAGAGCCAGCUGAACAGGGCGUUAAGGCAGUGAUCACGGGAUGGGGCGCGACAAUCGAGGGGGGUGGAACCGCCGCGGUCCUCAACCGAGUCAGUGUCCCAAUAAUUUCCAAGGAAACUUGCAACGAAGCCUACAGGAGCUUCGGUGGUCUGCCAGCCGGACAGAUCUGCGCUGCCUACCCGAACGGAGGGAAGGACGCCUGCCAGGGUGAUUCAGGUGGUCCACUGACCAUUGAAGGUCGUCUCGCUGGGAUUGUCUCGUGGGGCAAUGGAUGCGCCAGGCCCGGCUACCCCGGAGCCUACACUGAGGUCGCAUCCUUCCGGGAUUGGAUCCAGGAGAAAACUGGGAUUUAA
Diachasma alloeum is the source of this 3906-nucleotide messenger RNA. Its product is annotated as transmembrane protease serine 9-like. The transcript has 12 exons. Gene Ontology annotation, molecular function: serine-type endopeptidase activity. Gene Ontology annotation, biological process: proteolysis. Bases 1 to 3906 code for a protein of 1301 amino acids. The record is from RefSeq and is a predicted model, not a curated record. NCBI's taxonomy places the organism in Eukaryota, Metazoa, Arthropoda, Insecta, Hymenoptera, Braconidae.